Oncorhynchus masou masou (cherry salmon) is the source of this 1589-nucleotide messenger RNA. It is a transcript of the gene or90j1, whose product is annotated as odorant receptor, family 90, subfamily J, member 1. Gene Ontology annotation, cellular component: membrane. Bases 347 to 1279 code for a protein of 310 amino acids. Gene Ontology annotation, biological process: G protein-coupled receptor signaling pathway; detection of chemical stimulus involved in sensory perception of smell. The record is from RefSeq and is a predicted model, not a curated record. Gene Ontology annotation, molecular function: G protein-coupled receptor activity; odorant binding; olfactory receptor activity. The transcript has a single exon. NCBI's taxonomy places the organism in Eukaryota, Metazoa, Chordata, Actinopteri, Salmoniformes, Salmonidae.
AUCACCAGUGGGUGACCUGUUUUCUACACCAGUGACUAUAAGAAACCCUUCUAGCCCCCUUCAAAGAGGGGUAAGACAUUUCCCAUCCAUUCAACAGAACAGAUAUUCAGUACUGUAUGUAUCCAUUUUCAAGGAACCACAAUGGUUAACAGUAGCCAUGUGUUCUUUAUCAUGAUCUUUUUCUUGAUUCAUUUCAUAGCACAUCUGUACUUAAUGCAUCUUCCUUUAUCGUGUUUUGGAGACAACGCUACUAUAGUGUCUGCUCUUCACACACCUUAGAGGUAGCAGUGAGAGCUAGGUAACAGGUUCAUCGUUGGUGUUAGGCUCUGCACCAGAGGCCACAGGGAUGACUAGCAACUUCUCCUCCUCCAGCGGGCGAAGAGACUUCUUUGAGGAGGCUUUGUUCAAGAACCUCGCAGUGGUUCUGUUUGGCCUUGUUAUUAACUAUAUCAAUGGGACCCUGUUGUACACCUUCUUCACCAACGUGACCUUCCACAGCGACUCCAGGUACAUCCUGUACAUGCAGCUGAUCAUCAAUGACAGCAUCAAGAUGUCUUUCAUUGUGCUCUUGCUUGUCAUGUCAUAUGUCCUCCCUUUCCUAAAUGUGUCCGUGUGUAUAAUUCUGAUUCUAAUAGGAAGCAACACUCAUAAGAACGCUCCUCUGAACUUGGCAAUCAUGUCUAUUGAACGCUUUGUAGCCAUCUGUCAUCCUUUACAGCACCCUCUGAUCUGCACAGUGAGUAGGACCUAUGCACUCAUCGCCUGUAUUUGGGUUGUAGGGGCCAUCCCCGGGUUCAUAGAUGUCAUUAUCGCCUUUGUCUUAAAGCCUUUGUCAUUUUUCUCUACCGGUAGGAUGUGCUAUCAUCAGAAUGUCUUUGACUCUGUUCACAAUUAUAACAACAACUAUGCCACCAAUAUCCUUUACAUGUGCUUUGUGUGGAUCACAUUGGUCUACACUUACUUCAGAGUGAUGCUUUCAGCCAAAGCUGCAACCUCAGAUCCAGUUUCAGCCAGAAAAGCACAGAUUACUAUACUACUGCAUGGGGUGCAGCUGCUACUCUGUAUGCUGUCCUACAUCACUCCUGUCAUGGACACUACCCUCAUCAUCCUCUUCCCCAACUUCCGCUCCAUCAUACUGUUCUGCAAUAACAUCAUAACUAACAUGUUACCCCAGCUGCUCAGCCCUCUCAUCUACGGUCUACGAGAUCAGAAGUUUAAGAAGCACAUGAAGGGUACUCUUCUUUGUAUGAAAACCAAUCCGGUGGUGAAACCUAACUGAAACCUAAAGCACUCAGGGCUUAUUCAGUGGGGUAAACCAGUGCAACAUGUAGAACAUUGCUACUAGACAUUUCUACUGCACUUACAUGAAUGUUGUCAGGUGCAGUGCUCCACUUGUUGCAUGAUACCUGCAGUUGAAAGAGCCAAUGGUGAAAUAAUGUAGUCUGAGUUUAAACGUGUGCAAUUAUUGCUAUACUGCACACCUAAGUAAUAAACCAUCUGCUCUAUAAUCUGGUAUUGCCCUUUAUCAAGCACAGCAGGUAAUGCUUAUUGCUUACAUACAGAACAUUUCAUUAAAUUGUGUUACUGAC